This is a messenger RNA of Pecten maximus, 3317 nucleotides long. Its product is annotated as cell growth regulator with RING finger domain protein 1-like. Bases 8 to 1423 code for a protein of 471 amino acids. Lineage: Eukaryota; Metazoa; Mollusca; Bivalvia; Pectinida; Pectinidae. The transcript has 6 exons. Gene Ontology annotation, biological process: negative regulation of cell growth. The record is from RefSeq and is a predicted model, not a curated record.
UAACAAUAUGGCAGACGAGCUGUCAGUAAUGCUCUUUUGGUUUGCAGAUUAUUCAAGUUUCUACUCCGUUCUAACUGUAGUCGUAUGUUUCAUUGUUAUGGUCGUGUUCAUUUUAAGAUUGAACAACGAAAAUAUUUUCAUGAAUCUUAAUUCAACAUCAGUGCAACAAGUCAACCUUGCAGUUGAAAGAUGUGUUACUGACAUGGUAAACCCAUUUUCUGUGAAAAUUUGGCCAGGUGAAUUGAGCAGCCUCAAAGAUGGACUUCACAUCCAACUUUCUUUACUGAAGAAAUGUAUUUUACAAGUGUAUUGGGGGAUAGACCUAGAGGAGUUCCACAAGGCUAUGCAGGCACCAUGGCAACACAUCUUACUUCAUCUACGUGCAAAGUCCUGGCUGGAAGGAUAUAUUCUAUUCCGUAAUGAAAACAAAGAACUGAAUCCCUGUGACUCGAGACAUGAACACUUUCAAUGUCCAGAGGAGAUGUCAGCUGAUGCCCUGGGGGAGCUUCCAAGGAAGAAAUAUCCAGCCAUGGUCAUCACCUACCUACCAGGAUCUUCAGAAGAGAACAAUUCUACAAAUCCUAAAAUUGUUGCUGUGUUCAGUAUAAUUCACCUAAAGGACAACAUUUGCCAGCAGGAUUCUCAUAUCCUGAGCCAGUACAUGAAAACCUCUAACCAAGGUGUAUUUACAUUGCAGCCCCUGUUCAUAUCCACCUCACCAGAGUCCCAGACAAAUCAUACAUCAUCACAGCCCAUCACUCAAUCCAACAAAAGAUCUACAACUGAUCCACAUUCUUCCAGUCAAAUGGAAGAAACAGAUAAACCACAGCAUCCUGACUCUGUUCAGCAAAGUCAAGUGCUGUCUAGAGAAAAUGAGGCCUAUGUUCAUUCAAGUGAUGCUGCCAGUGAUGAAAAUGUGCCAGGUACUUGUUCAAAGUGUGAAAAAACAACAGUCAUGUAUAAAGAUUUGUGUGCAGAAUGUUACAGGGAGGCAACAGUUGGCACAGAUCCAGUGUUUAUCUCAGAAUCAGGAAACAAAUUAUGUGAUGGACAAAAGCUUCAAGGAGUCGCAAGCAGAUCCGAGUGUCAGGACACUCUUUUGUCGCAAAAUGGUCAUCCAAGUCGAGAUUUCAGUAAUAGUGAUCAAGAUGAAGAAGAGUGUAUUGUAUGUCAGGCAGAACUUUUAGCUUUUGCACUACUGCCUUGUCGUCAUGCCUGUGUGUGUCAGUCAUGUUUUAGGCAGAUAGAUAGAUGCCCCAUAUGUAGGGGCUACAUCGAGUCAUACUUCCGUGUCCGUGGGAGUAACAUGGAGAAUAUAGAAACAGUGGAGGACACGCUCACAGAUUCCGAAAUCUCUUCAGCCCAUGGUAGUAUGUGGGAAAGAAUAAAUAGCAAACUCAACACAUUCUUUGGGUUUUCCUAAUACAUGUAUUUGUGAGUGUAUGAAGUUCUGGCUUGAUUUUUUUUUUCAUGAGUUAUAACUUAAAAAGUAAAUGUAAUUGGAGUUGAUCAAUAGCCAAUCAUUAAAAAAUAAAUUCUUAAAAAGUUAUUUAAGUGAUGUUGAGAGCAAAAUAUAUUCCUUUAUGAACAUGGAACAGUUCUGUGUUGAAAUUGAAUGUUUUGAGACAGUCUGGUCAAGAAAUUGGAACAAAAACCAGUUUUAACUUCUGAAUUUCAAUUUUCUUCCAUACCAUGUUCAGGUACCUCAUGUUAUAAAUGUUCUUCACAGAUUUUACGCUCAAAUGGCAAACUUGUUAUCUUGAAACUAUGAUGACUCAAAGACUCUGCUCAAGACAAAGUAAUCAUUCAGUUCUGACUAAAACUUCUAUGUAAAAUAUUACUGUAUACCUGGUAAUUUUCGGCCCAGGUUAUUUUCGCCCUUGAGCAACACAAAACAUAUUCGCCCUGUUUUAAAUUCGCCCUAAAUGGUUUUCCAGAAAUAUCCUUUUCCUCGUUUGUAAAAUCGAAAAAUUACGUUCGGAAUUCUCAAUACAAGUUGCACUCGGACCACUCGGGACUUAUCGAGUUCCCCGAUUGUCUUACCAGCAUGAGAUGUAAAAUGUGAUCAGGUGUCAAGCAAAGAACGGUUACCUGUGCUCAGAUUUUCUUGAGUCCCUGCUAAUUCAAGUAAUAUCAGGUAUGCAUUGGUGAUUUUAAGCAAACACGAUCAAUUGUAAGUUAACCGCACCGUGACUAAUGACUGACCAGUGUUUUCUCUUGUUCACAUGUACAUACAUGUACAUGAAUGAAAGCCACAAUUAAGCGACGGUGAACUCAUCAAAUUAGUCUUUUCCAUGGCAGGAAUUUGAUGCCACUCUGUGUUUCAUUUUUAUCAUGACUGGACUACAUAAUUUUAAAAAAAAAUGACUGAAUUUUUAAAAUAACUUAGUAUGUAUCGUUUUUAAUUGAAAAUGCUAAGCCUAGUACGUGAUUUUACAGUUAAAAAGUAAGAGGGUAAUUUUGUGAUCUGACUACACUUGUACUAUGGUUUAUAAAUCCUUCAACUCAGCUUGAAAUUUUCGUCUUCAUCUUAAAUUCGCCCUAUCUUCAAAGGGCGAAAAUGGCGAAAAUUAAACGGAGGCGAAAAUUAACAGGUAAAUACAGUAAUAUACUCAAUGACCUUGAUUACUUCAGAUAUUUCAAAAAAAUUUCAUGAUUCCAUUUAACUCAAGAAAGCGAGGUUUGACUGAAUUUGGCUUCUAUGACAUGCUUAUGCCUGUUGGUGUUUAUACAGUAGAAGCUGUAUUAUUCAAUACUUCAAUUUCAAACACCCUCCUCUACCACAUACAGCUGUUUGACUGACUUUUCGCACCUUUGACAAACUUAAGGCAGAAAUGACCUUAAUGACCUUGAAUGAAGGUCAUCCAUAUCAACAGACUUUGUAGUCCUACAUCCUAGCUUGCUAUAGACCUAAUAUCUGGUCUUUGGGGCUCUUGGUUAUUGAGAAGAUGCAGUUUAAAGUUUUAAGCUAUUUGAGACCUGUGAACUUGAAUGAAAGUCAAGGUUAUUUCUGUUAACAUACUUUAUAGUGCUUUAUCCAGGCAUGCUACAGACCUAAUAUUAGGUCUCUGGGCCUCUUGGUUUUGGAGAAGUUGACUUGUAAUGACAUUUUGCAUCGAUAUACAUAAAAAAUUGCAAAAAGAAAUAAAAAGUUGAAAAUUUGGAGACUUUUGGCUUCACAGCAACCUUUUUUGAUUGACCUCUGACCUUCAAACUUUGAUAAGAAAAAGUUAGCCCCAUAUCUACCAAUAAUAUAAGUACAUGACCUCUGUAUAAUGAAUACUUUUUGAGUUAUGGCCAUUUAAAACUUUUUUUUU